ACUCACGUUGACAGUUUAACAAACCAUUCGAGGCGAUUGAAUAAUCAGUGCAUUAUUUUCUAGGUGGGCUCUGUUGGUGAUAGUUUGCUUCGAAACCUAAUUACAAAAAAUGAUCCCGCAAAUUCUGCUAAAGAAUGACAUCCUUGUUAGGCUUAUCGCUGCACGAGCCCUCAGCACACCUACAUCCGGUAAGGUGAUUGGAGCGACUGGCACAAAACCCGUCCCUCCGAAGGCAGCUUCUGGUGAUGUUCAAGGGCUAAGCAGUAAAUGCGUGCACCAAAAAUCGGGACCAAUCGGUCCCGGGGCUUCACGCGACGGCGAGUACAAGGUACCGGAAUAUUUUUGUUAUGACAAGGCUAGUUACUUCGAAGCUGAAGUCGAAAUGGAGAAAUUUAGGCUGCCGCAACCGUCUGCAAAAAAGUAAAUUUUGCAACCGCUUACUCGUUAUCACAAGUGUAUAUAGAAUUGAAGAAUAAAGCUAGCACUUAUUGAAAUUA
Molecule: messenger RNA, 497 nt
Organism: Wyeomyia smithii (pitcher-plant mosquito)
Lineage: Eukaryota; Metazoa; Arthropoda; Insecta; Diptera; Culicidae
Gene: NdufV3
Exons: 1
Coding region: 110-424 (104 amino acids)
Cellular component (GO): mitochondrion
Source: RefSeq, a predicted model, not a curated record